This is a messenger RNA of Rhinocladiella mackenziei CBS 650.93, 2046 nucleotides long. RefSeq lists its product as uncharacterized. Bases 1 to 2046 code for a protein of 681 amino acids. Gene Ontology annotation, molecular function: RNA polymerase I general transcription initiation factor activity; RNA polymerase I core binding. Gene Ontology annotation, cellular component: nucleus. Gene Ontology annotation, biological process: transcription initiation at RNA polymerase I promoter. The record is from RefSeq and is a predicted model, not a curated record. The transcript has a single exon. NCBI's taxonomy places the organism in Eukaryota, Fungi, Ascomycota, Eurotiomycetes, Chaetothyriales, Herpotrichiellaceae.
AUGUUAGCCCCGCCACGUCGGCCUGCUCUGCCGACCAGCAUCUCGACGCCUACUCUUCCUUCAAAAUCAAUCAGACCUCAGCCCACAAAACGGCGAUCAACACUCAAACGUUCCAUCGAUGAGACUAACUUCAUGGAUCCACCCUCAAGUCCCUCCAAACGCUCCCGGGUGACUUUUGACUCCGACGUUGAAAUUGUUUCUGCCGAUGAUGACGAAGACCUGGAUCCUCUUGUUGUCAGGGAACAGGUGCGAAGAGCCAUUGAAAGACACCGGUUUAGAGAGGAUGAAGCAUACGAACGAAUCAAGAGCCUUUUCAGUACAUCACCUGAAAAACCAAAUGCACCCUCCACGAAAGCCCUGAAGAUACAUCUUCAAGCCAUACUCGCCCAUGUCACGGCGCUGAACAAAGAUUGCAAUGGCCUGGUAAAUGCGGUCCUAUACAGUGAAUGGAUUGGAAGGGAUGAGACAUAUUGUGCGCUUUUUGUGAGAUUUCUGAACAACUUGGCGGCGGCGCAGCAGGGUUAUCAACACAAGAUGAUGUCGGUCCUGGUUGAUUUGCUGGGUCCCCAGAAGACAAGACGGAUGGCAGGAUCCAAACCAGUCAGACAGCCCACCAUUCAUCGAAGGGCUCUACAAGCCAUCCAGCAUAUUACUGUCAAUGUGCCUUCCUCGCCGGCUGCUCUUGCCGAUCGGGUUUCCUCACGGUUGGAAUUUGAUUUUCAAAAGUCCGACGAGCGAAUGACCUACAUUCGAAAUUUCAUGGAAAUGAUCAAAUAUGUGCCGGAGCUGACCUCCGAAAUUCUGGCUAGUGUGCUCCGAGAACUCAUCAAGCUUGAUGUGUCUGUUCAGGUUGAUCUGGAUGAAGAGGAGGAUGACGCUGAAGAUGAGAUCCUCAACCACAUGUCUUCCUCACAAACGCUUGUCGCUGGUUCAUCUCAGGGCAUGCUCAAGAACAGCCUCGAUGACGAUGAUGAUAUGAGCACCACGGAAGAGUCUGAUAUGGAAGAAGAUGAAGACGUGGAUCCGGCCACAGCCCGCCGACGGAAGUUGAAGGAGGACAUCAAGCAAGUCGAUUUGAUUAUGGACAUCUUGUUCCAAUACUACGCCCAACUCACCACCUCCACAGCCCUUCCAGCUCGUGACACCGCCAUCGAACAACUCAUCUCUCAAUUCCAUACUCAUAUCCUUCCAACAUAUCGUGCACGACAUCCUCAAUUCCUGGUCUUUCACUUUGCCCAAGCUGACCCCAUCAUCGUUGAUCGAUUUGUCACAUCCUGUGUUGCUGUCCUGGUCGACAAAAGGCAACCCCACCUUCUCCGACAUAGUGCUGCUGCCUAUUUCUCUGGGUUUGUCGGCCGUGGCGCUCAUGUCUCUCCACAAGUUGUUCAAGAUUGCCUGGAACUCCUUUGCCACCACCUAACGGUCCUCCGCAAGUCUUACGAACCAUCAUGUCGCGGUCCGGACUUGAAGCGUUAUGGCGACUUCUAUGCCGCCUUUCAAGCGAUUCUAUAUAUUUUCUGUUUCCGCUGGAGAGACAUUGCAUCUGCAGAUUCUGACGACGAUUCGGAUUUCGAUAUCGACGAAGAAGUCGAAACUUAUCACUUCCCCGAGUCAUUGCGGGAUGCCCUACGAGCGGCCAUCUACUCCCCACUCAAUCCACUACGGGUUUGCACACCUGUUAUCGUGGAACAGUUUGCCAAGCUCACUCACGCUUUGCAACUCUUCUACGUGUAUCCAAAACUGGAAGAGAACAGACACGUACGAGUCACGAGUCAUUGGCGCAGCGUAUCGGAUCUUAACAUUAGCAACCCCGACCGAGAUUUGAGCUGGGUCGGCGACAAUGGAAUGCUCGAGGGCUAUUUUCCUUAUGAUCCUUACCACCUCCCGAUCAGCAAGCAUUGGAUCGAAGGUGAUUAUGUUGAAUGGAAAGGCAUUCCUGGAGAAGAGGCAGAAGGCACGGACUCGGAAGAUGAUGCAGGUAUGGAUGUAGGAGAUGAUGUAGAAGAAGAGCGAGAAGUCGUUCACCACGAAUCUGAUGAUGAAUGA